Messenger RNA from Acipenser ruthenus (sterlet), 5959 nucleotides. RefSeq names its product serine/threonine-protein kinase D3. The transcript has 19 exons. Lineage: Eukaryota; Metazoa; Chordata; Actinopteri; Acipenseriformes; Acipenseridae. The record is from RefSeq and is a predicted model, not a curated record. Gene Ontology annotation, biological process: protein phosphorylation. Bases 725 to 3409 code for a protein of 894 amino acids. Gene Ontology annotation, molecular function: ATP binding; protein serine/threonine kinase activity.
CUGAGAGGAUAGGGGCGGGGGGAACACACAUCUGGAAAGGGAUAAUAAGAUGCGCAUGAACUACGAUAAAGAAAACUUUUGAAAGAGAAACAAAUAAAUUGCUGGAGAUUUCCGGCGGCGGAGGUGGGGCGUCGUGUUGAUAGUCUGAGCUAAUACUAUUCAGGGAGAAUGCGGUUUUGAAGAAGCUGGCUUUACAUACAGUUCAAUUGAGGAACUCAAACGACAAAGUCAUUAACGCGCUUGUGGAGUUUGGAAAAAGUCAUCAUUGCAAAAGUGGCUUUUUCUGUUUGUUGUCUGAAAGUUUUUUUAAUGCGAAGGAGCGAGGAGACAAACAGAAAAAAUCCAGGAGGGGCAAGAAUGAGACAAAAUUCAACGGGCUGCGGCUGACUGCACACAUGAGAAAAACAAUUUUCUACCCGCAGUAACUUUCUGGGGGGAACGUUUGCGAAAAGACUGGCGAUAAAUGUAGUAUUCACCAAUGCAUUGGAUUUAAACAGCUGAACACAAAAUAGGACACGUGUCUUUUACCAAAAAAACACAGCUGCUGAUCGCUUGCAUCUGUUUAUCUACGUUUGUGUCGGAUAGCAGCACCGUGUGCAGGUUACGCUGAACAUAGUUCAAUAUACCGCUACACACAUUCCUCAUUCAUCAUCUUUACUAACUUCUUCAAACAGAACACCACCUUUUUUCAUCAUCAGUAUAUUCAUCUCAAAAAGGAAAUCAAAUGUCCUCCUGUAGCAGCGGCUCUCCUCCAUCCCUGCAGAAAUCUUACCCCCAUCCUCAACACCCAGCUGCUCCACCGACUCCUUCGCCGUCCCCAAGCCCACCGACAGCUUUCUACAGCCGGUUAUCAAACGGGAGCCUGAGCGCUCCGAGUCCUACGAACUCUCGAAGUUCUGUCCAUGGGGUAUCUUUCCUCCUGCAAAUCGGACUGACCAGGGAGACUGUGACCAUCGAAUCUCAGGAACCCUCACUACCCGCUGUGAAAGACCUAGUCUGUUCUAUUGUGGACCAAAAGUUCCCAGAGUGUGGUUUCUUUGGGAUGUACGACAAAAUCUUACUCUUUCGCCAUGACCUGAACUCUGAAAACAUCCUGCAGAGGCUGCUGUCAGCGGAGGAGAUCCAUGAAGGAGACCUGAUCGAGGUGGUCCUCUCUGCUUUGGCCACAGUGGAAGAUUUCCAGAUCCGACCCCACACUCUUUAUGUGCACUCUUACAAAGCGCCCACCUUCUGUGAUUACUGCGGGGAGAUGCUGUGGGGCCUUGUACGCCAGGGGCUGAAGUGUGGAGGGUGUGGGCUGAACUACCACAAGCGCUGUGCCUUUAAAAUACCAAACAACUGCAGUGGAGUGAAGAAGAGGCGCUUGUCGAAUGUCUCUCUGCCAGGACCUGGGCUGCCUGUCCUGAGACCUACUCCCAUUGAACACACAGCAGUGUCCAUUGAGGAGCAGCGCUCUCACCAAGAGGCCGGCAAACGCAUCCCUUCCUGGAGUGGCCGUCCCAUUUGGAUGGAGAAGAUGGUGCUGGGGCGUGUGAAGGUUCCUCACACCUUCGCUGUGCAUUCGUACACGCGGCCCACCAUCUGCCAGUACUGCAAGCGCCUGCUCAAGGGCCUCUUCCGCCAGGGCAUGCAGUGCAAAGAUUGUAAAUUUAAUUGUCACAAGCGCUGUGCAUCCAAAGUCCCCCGAGACUGUCUUGGUGAAGUUUUCUUUAACGGAGAGCCUGCCAAUGCAGGCCCGGACUCCGAGCUGCCCAUGGAGGUGGACAGCGGGGACAUGAACAGCGACGGCAGCAGAGGGCUGGACGACCCGGAGGAGCCCUCCACCCCUGAAGACAAGAUCUUCUUCAUGGAUUCUCCUGAUCUGGACGGGGAGAAAGAUGAAGAGCAAGUGAAGACGAUAAGUCCUUCUACAAGCAGCAACAUCCCUCUGAUGAGAGUGGUACAGUCCAUGAAGCACACGAAAAGGAAGAGCAGCACCAUGGUGAGGGAGGGCUGGAUGGUGCACUACACAAGCAGGGACAACUUGAGAAAGAGACAUUUCUGGAGGCUGGACAGUAAAUGCCUGACUUUGUUCCAGAAUGACACUGGAGCCAAAUACUACAAGGAAAUUCCCCUCUCAGAGAUUCUCCAGGUGGACUCGGCUCGGGACUUUACUAAUCUGGCACAGAGCAGCAACCCUCACUGCUUUGAGAUCAUUACUGAUACCAUGGUGUACUACGUGGGAGAAAGCAGUGGAGGGUGCUACCAGAACCCUGUGCUGGCUGCCUCAGGAGUGGGCUUUGAGGUGGCCCAAAGCUGGGAGAGAGCCAUUCGACAGGCACUCAUGCCUGUUACCCCUCAGGCCAGUGUGGCCGCUGCUGCAGGACAAGGAAAAGAUCACAAGGAAUUGUCUAUCAGCAUAUCUGUUUCCAACUGCCAGAUUCAGGAGAAUGUGGAUAUAAGCUCAGUUUACCAAAUAUUUGCAGAUGAGGUUUUGGGAUCUGGACAAUUUGGAAUUGUAUAUGGAGGAAAGCACAGGAAGACUGGAAGAGAUGUUGCCAUCAAAGUCAUUGACAAAAUGAGGUUCCCAACCAAGCAGGAGAGCCAAUUGAGAAAUGAAGUAGCGAUCCUUCAGAACCUGCACCACCCUGGCAUUGUGAACCUGGAGUGCAUGUUUGAAACUCCAGAGAGGGUCUUCGUUGUCAUGGAGAAGCUCCAUGGCGACAUGCUGGAGAUGAUUCUAUCCAGUGAGAAAAGCAGGCUGCCGGAACGGAUCACUAAAUUUCUCGUGACACAGAUCCUCGUGGCUUUGAGGCAUUUGCAUUUCAAAAACAUCGUGCACUGUGAUCUGAAGCCAGAGAACGUGCUGCUGGCCUCUGCUGAGCCUUUCCCUCAAGUGAAGCUAUGUGAUUUUGGCUUUGCCCGGAUCAUUGGGGAGAAAUCGUUCCGGCGCUCCGUGGUGGGGACCCCAGCCUACCUCGCCCCGGAGGUGCUCAGGAGUAAAGGGUACAACAGGUCCUUGGACAUGUGGUCUGUGGGUGUCAUUGUAUAUGUGAGCCUGAGUGGCACCUUCCCAUUCAACGAGGAGGAAGAUAUCAAUGACCAGAUUCAAAAUGCAGCCUUCAUGUACCCACCAAAUCCCUGGAAAGAGAUUUCUGGUGACGGUAAAGCAACUGACUUAAUAAACAAUCUUCUUCAAGUGAAAAUGAGGAAGCGCUACAGUGUGGACAAGUCCCUCAGUCACCCCUGGCUACAGGAUUAUCAGACUUGGCUGGAUCUCAGGGAGUUUGAGACUCGGAAAGGAGAGCGUUACAUCACACACGAGAGUGACGAUGCGCGCUGGGAGGAGUAUGCGGACGAGCACAGCCUUGCACACCCUAAGCACUUCAUAAUGGCACCCAACCUCGACGACAUGGAGGAAGAUCCCUAGUCACCAAAACCCAGUCUGUUCACAGGCCAAUCUAGAGUGCAGGAGCCCUGCCGCUGCACACUCACAAAGCCACCUGGAACUGCUGCACCAGAACCAAGCACACACUGCUUCAGCUGGGACUGCCUGGCCAGAUUGUUACCUAGUAACCAAAACACGUGUGCACUGGGCUAUUAAGGACUGUGUGGUAAGGCCAGGCAUGUCACACAGGUGUGGGUGUGAACUUGUAACUGAGGUGGUGUAGCUUCUACCAAGGUCAGUUACGUGGACUUCAGGUUUUUAAAGUGAUUUUAAAGUAUUAAUCAGAUAUAGUAAGGCUUUCUUUUCCAGUACCUCUCUUAUCUCGCUGCCUUCUUACAAGCCAUAAAAUACUAGGUUACUGAACUCGGCGUUUUAGGCUAGGAGAAUAUUUUCUAUCUAUGCAUAUAUCCUGUGGAAACAAAACUUGUACUCAACAGCACAAGCCAGAUAAGGGUUAAAGCUUGGACCAAAUGAAACAGUAAGAGCAUGGAUAUUUAUAUUGACAGUCCCAUUCCAUAGAAACGUCUAGCGUAGCAUAAGCAGAAUGUGAGGAGAAAUAUAAUAAGUUAUUUUAUGUGUAUUUAAAAAAAAAAAAAAAAAAAAAAAAAAAAAAAAAACAAACCUUUCACAUUUUGUUGUUUGAAUGUCCAUUCCUUUCUGAAAUAAUGUUGGGUCAUUUCUGAACGAGAGACGAAGGUUUCUUCUCCAAUUCAAACUAUUUAAACUGGAACACCUAUGUAAUGUUAUGCUAUUGUUUUGCCCACAUCCUGCAUUGAUUUGAGAUUUUUGCACAAUGUUAAAUAUUUAAUCUUAGUGUAAAGGACCAAAGUUAAAUAUAAAAAAAUCAAAGUGAUUGUUGGUUGGCAUGACGACACAAUUAGAAGUGUCUUUUAACCCAUGCAGUAUUUAUUGUGAAACUCACUCUGCAGGGGAGGACUCACUUUACUCAUUUCAGUAAGGGCUCCCUUCUCAUUGGUCAUUUGCUCUGACCUAAUUAAGAGAGCCUCAAUGCAGCACCUGAAGCAACCUGAACUAACCUGAAGCAAAAUCUGUAUUCCAACGUGCUGGAAGUUUAUUGCAGACCAAACGGGAUUAUUCAUCUCAGUAGGUAUAUCCCAUUAUAACCAUACAAACAGUCAGUUGUUUGAUCCCAAUUAUUAUACAAGAACCUGGCAAAAAAACAAGAUGUGUAUCAAAUCCAAUAUUGUGCAUGUGUAUAUUUCUUCAAUGUCUCAUUUUGGAAUCUAGUGUAUCUUGCGUUUGAGUCCAAUCCAAUGACAGAAUGAUCAUGAAUAGCAUUGUUUCAGAUUACGCUGCUUUGCUAAGCAGAUGCAGAGCUUGAUCUAUGGAAAGUAAUUCUGUGAAUGCAGUUUAAUUGAGGCUUAAACAUACUUUCUAUUCCAUACAUCACACUUUGUUAUAUAAAAAGAAUACUCUGAAUGUUCAUUGAGCGCUGUGGUAAUUUUACCCUGUGGGGCUCCCAGGGUAUUCCACAAUCAUUCAUGGAUGAUCACUCAUGGGUUAUCCUUUAUAUAUACAAUGAAGUCAGUCUUAACCUAGUAUGGUACCGUGUGUGCGAGUGUGUGUAUCACACGAGCCCCGCGUCACAUAGGCAGUGCACCAGCAUGCUGGAUUUGUGAGCCCCUUUCAAACCAGUCAGUGCAUUACCUGUUUUUAUGCAGUCUUUGAAGGAUGCCACUUAGUCCGUGGUUCGUUAUUCAUUCCUAAGAUGUUGAAUAUUAUCAUAGACGGCUUUCUGGCAACGUCAGAAUACUGUGGAUUAAAUGUAAUUGGCAGUGCAGUUGAAACUUGGUUUAGGAGAAAUAUGUUCCUGACUUGGGCAAUUCAGUAAAAAAAGUGCUUACAAUCUCUGCGUCUUACAGCACAAAAAAAAUGUUAUACUACCACAUUAAAUACAUGUAGAAAUGUAUUCUGAAUGCCAAAUUCAAUAACGACUUAAUAACAAUUGACCUCAGUGUUAGAUUAAUAAAAGGUAAUACUUGUUUCAUGCCGGAAACAUUUAAUGGUUUAAAAAAAUAAAUCCCAAUUACUGCCUAAACCAGAAGAUGAAGUUCCGGUUUGCCUUUUUCAUUUAGAUUCAUUGACCAAAUGAAAUUCACCGGCAAAUUCUACUCCAUUCUAAUGCUUGUCUUCACUGAUAUGACAUUUUACAUUAAAAAAACAGCAUUAACCCUGAUGAGAACACAGCAUAGCAGCUGUUACAAAGCUUUGCAUUAGGUUUAAUGGGGGCCCCUCUUUGCACUUUCAUUUGCUUCCAUUUACUGUUUUCCUACCACCACACUCGAUUAACAUUAAUGAUGUUUGACUUGAAUCGAUGUUUGAAUUAGCGCCAGUUUUGAAAAUGAGCAUUGGCCACAGCGUUUGUUACUGGCAGUUUCAAAUACAAAAUGGGAAAUGCAAACUGCACUCUCUUGUCGUAAUAGCAGGUUAUCUGGAAAUGUGAUGUCUUUAUCUCUUAUGAAUAUGUAUGUGUAUAAUAGGUUUAUAAUAAAUAUAUAUGCAGCCAAAAAA